Molecule: messenger RNA, 1266 nt
Organism: Diaporthe amygdali
Lineage: Eukaryota; Fungi; Ascomycota; Sordariomycetes; Diaporthales; Diaporthaceae
Exons: 2
Coding region: 1-1266 (421 amino acids)
Molecular function (GO): protein binding
Source: RefSeq, a predicted model, not a curated record
AUGGCUGAGAUCGCAGCUGGAGCCCUUGCCGUCGAGCAGGUCGUCUCCACCAGUAUCCAGGCUGGAGCAGCCGUCGCCGUCGCCAAACCUGCCCAGCCCUUCAAAGCCUCUCUCAAUCGAAUUGCCACCUCCCCAGCCGAGGACACCACACUAGCACUUGCAAGGUCCCACCACUCAGUCACCGUCAUUGGCGACAAGGCCUACAUCUUCGGCGGCGAGCAAUCCAACGGGAAACUCUGCAACACCGACGUCCACGCUAUCUCACUCCCAUCCGACACGAAGCCUGACUCCGAGUACGCCUGCUAUCCAGCAUUCCCUCUCAAGGAGGCCACAACAGGAGAGCUGCUGGUCCCUUCACCUCGAAAAGGCCACGCGGCAUGUGCGCGGGGCAAGUACGUCCUUAUCCAUGGAGGCAGUGACGAGACUGGCAAGCCAAUCGACGAGGACGCUUGCCUGUGGCUGUGGGACUCGGAGACGCUGAGGUGGGCCAAGGUCCAUGCAGCCACGCAAAUUGGCAAGGCACUGGCCCCAAGGGAGGGACAUAGUAUAUUCGUGGACGAAAAGCAGGAGUUCCUAGUCCUCCAUGGUGGCAAGACAUCGGGGUCCUCUGGCCAGGCUGGAGAAACUUGGCUCUACGACUUUGAUGCAGUAGCCUGGACGCAGCUGCCUUCCUCCCCUGCCUCACCAUCGAGCUCAGCCUUUGUCAACAACACUCUAUACAGCCUCACGAGCGACUCGGCCUUGAGCGGGUCCAUACACUUCCUGAACCUGGGACCAAACGCGACGGAGAGGGCGAAGCCCGACGCACUGAAGUGGGAUAAGGUCGACUUCCCAGCCAAUCCUCUCGUUCCCGGGCCCAGCUCAAGAGUCGGCGCUGCCCUGAUCCCUCUGUCAACAGGAUAUGGACGGCAUUAUCUGGCUUACCUGCUCGGGAAAAGCGACACGCAGGGCAAGGAGAACGAGGACCACCCGUACUACUCUGAUAUCUGGUCACUACAGCUCCCCUCUCAAGGCUUCAGCAUGACCACGGUGAAAGACGCCAUCCGUGAUCAUCUCCCCGGUCAUGUGGAUUCGGGCGCAUUCAGCUGGGCUGAAAUCGAAAUCGUGCCGACUGAGCAGGUGGAGCAUGAGGGAAAGGUUCACCCCGGUCCGAGGGCUUUCUUCGGUGCAGGGCCCUGCCUGAAUGGUAAAGGUGUUGUGUUCUGGGGAGGGGUCAAUGCCAAGAGCGAUAAGGAGGCUGAUGGGUGGGUUUUGAAGGUUAAGUGA